AUGUCCACCCCCGGCCCCGUACAGUAUGAACAGCAAGUCUACCAAGCUGGCCUCACUUCCCACAAACCUCCCUUCACCUUCCAAUCCACUGAAUGGGAAGGUAAGGCCCACGAGGUCCUAGACUCGAACAGCUGGGGUUACGUCCAUGGUAACGCUGGCACCAGCGGUACCUACAACAACAAUCUCGAGUCUUUCAAGCGUUAUGCGCUUUGCCCCAGUCGCCUUGUGCCUUCGCGCAAGGAUACAAUCGGCAAUGAGCUCUAUCCAGAUACCAGCGUUGAGGUUUUGGGUCAGAAGCUUCCGUUUCCCAUGGCCAUUGCACCUAUUGGCGUACAGAAGAUUUUUCACCCUGAAGGUGAAGUCGCAGCCACCAAAGCCGCGGCCGAAACUGGUAUUCCUUACAUCCUGUCCACGGCAUCGAGCACUUCGAUUGAAGAUGUCGCUGCGGCGAACGACUCGGGAGCUAGACCAAGUGCGCCCGCGCCCGUCCGGUGGUACCAGCUAUACUGGCCAAGCAGAGAGCAUGACGAUAUAACACUGAGUUUGUUGAAGCGCGCCCAAGACAGCGGCUACAAAGCAUUGUUUGUGACGCUGGAUACAUAUGUUCUCGGCUGGAGGCCUUCGGACAUGGACCACGGGUACAAUCCUUUCAUCCACCCCGAUCGCAUUGGCGUCGAGAUUGGAUUCACAGAUCCGGUAUUCCAGCGAAGAUUCAAGGAGAAGCAUGGGCACGACAUCAGUAGGGGCUACCUGGACGAGUACGGCAUCACGAAAGGCGCUACAUUCGGCGAUGCAGCAAAGGAGUGGACCCAAAUUGUUUUCCCUGGCCACAGCCACACUUGGGAAGAUGUCAAAUUCCUGCAACAGCAUUGGGAUGGUCCUAUUGUGCUUAAGGGCAUCCAAACCGUCGCUGACGCUCGCAAGGCGGCAGAACUAGGAUUAGCUGGUAUUGUGGUCAGCAAUCAUGGCGGUCGCCAGCAAGAUGGCGCUAUUGCAUCUCUAACAAUGUUGCCACAUAUCGUUGAUGCUGUUGGUGACAAGCUGGAUAUUUUCUUCGACAGCGGCAUUCGGUGUGGAUCGGAUAUCAUCAAGGCGCUCGCUUUGGGUGCCAAGUGCGUGCUUGUUGGCAGACCGUAUGCAUAUGGCCUUGCUAUUGGAGGACAGGACGGCGUCAAACAUGUUCUGAACAGUUUGAUGGGUGAUACCAUCAUGAACAUGCAUCUAGGUGGUCUGAGAGGUCUUUCCGAAUUGCAAAGGGAUAUUCUUGUCAAGGACAACACGAUGUAA
This is a messenger RNA of Aureobasidium namibiae CBS 147.97, 1287 nucleotides long. Its product is annotated as L-lactate dehydrogenase. The transcript has a single exon. The record is from RefSeq and is a predicted model, not a curated record. Bases 1 to 1287 code for a protein of 428 amino acids. Gene Ontology annotation, molecular function: FMN binding; oxidoreductase activity. NCBI's taxonomy places the organism in Eukaryota, Fungi, Ascomycota, Dothideomycetes, Dothideales, Saccotheciaceae.